UGCGAGUUAGCGUUCAGUCUUUAGCGUUUCCUCGCGCUUCCACUAGUGCGUCUUUGCUGUAGUUCAGUGCGGAGAAAAAUUGGCCGAACUCGAAGUUGAUUUUAGUGUUUUACACAGAUAAGUUCCAGUGUGAUCAUCUUUUCAGCAACACAACACAACGAAAAUGGCAGAAAGUAAGGGUGCCUUGAUCGCGAAAACCGUGCAAAAACAUGCAGGCAGAGCAAAGGAGAAGUUUCUUCAAAAUCUGGGCAAGGUAGAUAGAACUGCUGACGAUAUAUUUGACGAGCAUCUACAAAAUUUUCUAAGACAACAGAAUGCUGCUAACAGACUCCAGAAGGAAUUCAAUAAUUACAUCAGGUGUGUCAGAGCGGUGCAAGCAGCCUCAAAAACCUUGAUGGAUUCGUUAAAUGAGAUUUAUGAGAGUCAGUGGACCGGCCAUGAUCUACUGUACGUGCAAGCUCAAAAUCUAGACAUGCUGUGGCAAGACUUCACUCAUAAGCUUGCGGAUCAAGUUCUCGUGCCUCUCAACACAUAUCAAAGUCAAUUUCCAGAGAUGAGGAAAAAGAUAGACAAGCGUGGACGGAAGCUUGUAGAUUAUGAUAGCCAGAGACAUAACUUCCAAGCACUGCAAUGUAAUCCAAGGAAACGAGACGAGCUUAAAGUUACUCGAGGAAAGGAAUUAUUGGAGGAAGCAAAACGUACAUAUGAACAGUUAAAUUCGGAACUUCAUGAUGAACUGCCUGCCUUAUAUGAUUCUCGUGUUCUUUUCCUCGUUACCAAUUUGCAAACUCUAUUUGCUGCCGAACAAGUGUUUCAUACCGAGAGUGCUAAGGUGUAUUCCGAAUUGGAAGCAAUUGUUGAUAAAUUGGCUAACGAAAGUCAGAGAGGAUCGUACACACUGAAGAAAAAUACAGAACCACAAUCUCCAAAAUCGCCCAAUGCCAAUUCUUCUUUAAUAAUCAACACACAGCCAGCUCAGAACAAUAUUUCUCCAGCUGUGGACGACUCAGCUCCAGCACCAAGAAACACCUCACCGACUACCCAAUUAAAUGGCAAUGCUAACAGCAAUGCUAACAGCAAUGCUAACAGCAAUGCUAACAGCAAUGCCAACAGCAAUGCCAACAGCAAUGCCAAUAGCAAUGAUAAUUCUCUGAAUAAUCAGGAUGCAUCACCACAAAGCACAACCGCCGUCUCCAAUCGAGUCAAAGUGCUGUAUGAUAUACCAUUUGAGGUGGAAUAUGAAAAUGGUACCAAUUUCUCUGUAGGGGCAACAACUGACAACUUACCGCCAGGCGUUUUAUAUAGAGUCAAGGCUACUUACAAGUACAGACGCGAUGAUGCGGACGAAUUGUCGUUUGACGUCGGUGAUAUAAUUCGUGUGGUAGAAUAUGACGACCCAGAAGAACAGGAGCAAGGUUGGUUAAUGGGUAUCAAGGAAGGUACGGAUGAGAAGGGAAUGUUCCCAGCGAAUUUUACAAAACCGCUGUGAGAGUUCUACCAAAUCCAACUAUUACACUCCAAUGCUCACUGAAACAGCGUAUUCUUUAAGAAUAGAUUCAAUAUUAAAAGUGAGAAUCACACAGUCAUCUGAGGUAUUGUAUAUGUAGAAAUGAAAAUAAAAAAUACAAUAGGGGACUUUGGGAAGGAAAGAGGGUGUGAUAAGAUAGUUACGCUGGAGGGUACUGUGAAGAAUUAAACACCCUAAAAUGCCUUAACCCAGCCACUGUCUGUGCCAACAUUCAUUGUCUGUAAUAUGGAAUUUAUUCUCUCAUAUCUGAUGUAUGAAUACACAUCAUUAAUAAUUGAAUGAAAUAUUUAAAUAAUAUAAGUAAUUAAAUAAUAUAUUGUAAUACGUCAUGCAAUAUUAUAAUAUAAAAAUCUAUAUAUUAAAUUAAUAUUAUUUUAUGAAAUUGUACAUAGAAUUAUACAAUUUAGGAAUAUUUUAUGGAAUAACUUUGUGGCCACUGAAAUUAUUAUUAAGAAUUAAUAUAAUGGUUAAGAAUCCUCUGUAAUACCUUUUUCUACAGGGGAUUGUUAUCGAAUCUUAAACAUCAAUUGCCAAUCUGCAUUCAUGUAUUAGGAAGUUAUGAUCUUUGCACGUGUUACAAGAAAAAUUAGGACUAGGUUCCCUUAAGAAUGGACAUUAAUGUAGAUAAUAUGUCAAAUUUUUUACCCAAUUGAAUAACUUGAAUACAUUCAUAUAUCAAGCCAAACAUAAUGCAAUGAAAAUCUUGUCAUAUGGAUUUUUAUAUGAAACAAUAUUAACUAUCUAUUACAUGUUUUACUAAUAAUAUAUAUUAGAAAGUUUAGUCUCAAAAUCUGAUAUAGACAUUUUUGUUGAAGGAGAACUGAAUCUUCUGUAUGUAUUUGAAAUACGUGAAGUAUGUGAUUGGUAACAAAGUAUUUUGAAUAAUGGCAAUGAUUAACAAGAUCAGUAUUAGUGCCAUUGUAUCCACUCACGCAACGAAAAAGAAAACUGUAGUAUGCUAAUGGUCCAAAAAUUAAUAAUGCAAAUCAAUACAUGUUAUACAGAUUGGUUGGAAAGAAAUCUUACAACAGACCUUCCAUAACAAAUACAGCGUUACAAACAAUGUACUAAUAUAUAAAGAGUAGUACAAAGAGUCUACCAAUUUCAGCUUCCACUGAGUGUGUCCUUUUAUUUUAUGUAAUUGAUCUGAGACAUGCAGAAUGUAGGAAAGUUGGAUUGUUUAUUUUAUAAAUGAAAAAUUUUAUGGUUGAAAGAUUGA
Molecule: messenger RNA, 2747 nt
Organism: Megalopta genalis
Lineage: Eukaryota; Metazoa; Arthropoda; Insecta; Hymenoptera; Halictidae
Gene: Amph
Product: amphiphysin
Cellular component (GO): plasma membrane; cytoplasm
Molecular function (GO): protein binding; phospholipid binding
Source: RefSeq, a predicted model, not a curated record